Messenger RNA from Python bivittatus (Burmese python), 3243 nucleotides. It is a transcript of the gene EGLN1, whose product is annotated as egl-9 family hypoxia inducible factor 1. Gene Ontology annotation, biological process: cellular response to hypoxia; peptidyl-proline hydroxylation to 4-hydroxy-L-proline. The record is from RefSeq and is a predicted model, not a curated record. Gene Ontology annotation, molecular function: L-ascorbic acid binding; ferrous iron binding; peptidyl-proline 4-dioxygenase activity. NCBI's taxonomy places the organism in Eukaryota, Metazoa, Chordata, Lepidosauria, Squamata, Pythonidae. Gene Ontology annotation, cellular component: cytoplasm; nucleus.
AACUCGGAGGAGAACGUGGUGGUAACAAACAACCACGUUGCCAAAGUGGCGCCAGGGGCCCGAGCACAGGAAGAGGAGGACAAGGAAGCGGCGGUGGCCGCGGCAGGUCCGGCCGGGGAGGCGGGGCACUUCUACCGGGAUAAAUCCAAUUUGACUGGCGAAGCGUCCCUGCGCCCCAAUGGGCAGAUGAAGUCGCUGGUGCCUCAGCGCCUGGCGCUGGAGUACAUCGUGCCCUGCAUGAACAAGCAUGGCAUCUGCGUGGUGGAUGAGUUCCUGGGUAAGGAGCUGGGCGGGCAGAUCGAGCAGGAGGUGCGCGCUUUGCACCACACUGGACGCUUCACCGAUGGGCAGCUGGUCAGCCAGAAGAGCGAUUCCUCCAGGGACAUACGUGGCGAUAAAAUCACCUGGGUGGAAGGCAAAGAGCCUGGCUGCAAAUCUAUCGGAAAGCUUAUGAACAGUAUGGACGAUCUUAUACGCCACUGCAAUGGCAAACUGGGUAACUACAAAAUCAACGGCAGGACGAAAGCAAUGGUAGCUUGUUAUCCAGGCAAUGGAACAGGAUAUGUGCGCCAUGUGGAUAAUCCAAAUGGAGAUGGAAGAUGUGUCACAUGUAUAUAUUACCUUAAUAAAGACUGGGAUGCCAAGGUAAGUGGAGGUAUUCUUCGAAUAUUUCCAGAAGGCAAAGCCCAGUUUGCUGAUAUUGAACCUAAAUUUGAUAGACUGCUGUUCUUCUGGUCUGAUCGCCGCAACCCUCAUGAAGUGCAGCCUGCAUUUGCUACAAGGUACGCAAUAACAGUGUGGUAUUUUGAUGCAGAUGAAAGAGCCCGUGCAAAAGUAAAAUACUUAACAGGUGAAAAAGGUGUGAGGGUUGAACUAAAUAAACCUUCUGAUUCAAAUGGGAAAGAACAUUUGUAAAGCCUUUGAUCUACAGUUCCAUCCGCUACAUCCUGGCUCUUUUCACCUCACCUUCAUCAAACCUUGGCGAUAUCUAUAACUUUUGAAUGUGAAUAAUAAGAAAAAGCAAAUCUACACCAAAUCAAGAUUUUGAAUCAGUAAACAAUGGGUUUCCAUGUUGCAUCAAAUGGCUUUUUAACUGCUGAAGCAUUGUACUCCAUGAUUGUGACUCCAGUCCUGUGACUUCUAAUGUAAAGAUAAGCAUUGACAAGAAACAGUUUACACAUGAAGUGCCCGACAUUAGAGGUUUUCUAUCAUUCAUGUUUUGACAUUGUCAUCCAGCUCAGUGCUGCUUAUCUUCCUCUUAAAGAAAAAAGUGAUGUUGAGUUUAAAUAAUUUUGUAUAACUAGGUUCAGGUGAUCAAAAUUGAACAAAACAAACAUUCUCCAAAGUAGCAUUUAUCUAUUUUUGUAAAUCUGCUAUUCACCCUAUUAUUCUACCACAUAAAAAUUAAUUUAAAUAAAAAAUUGCCAGUAAAUGAUUGUCUUUUCACCUAAAGUCCAAAAAGGAGCACUUUAAUCAUCAUCUAAGAACCCAUUUUUUCAUAUCUUAUACUGAUUUGAUUGAUUGUAUUGUGUUCUCUCUGAAACUUAAACAACAUGAGAUAGAUGCCUGUCUUUCUGUCAGUUACUCAAGUCUAUGGCUUUACUUACUGAAUCUGGAAAGGAACCAUUUUUUAAUCUGUCUCAUUUGGGUUUUCUAAGUCACUGGCUGGCCACUAAGUGAACUUGACACUAUCUGUACUGUCAUAGUGUUGAACACUAUGGGUAUACCCCACUGGGAACUUCAUCUGUGAACCCAUUUGAUGAAAACACAGUUCUUCAACAAAAAGCUGUGCUCUUGUGCAACUUCUGCAGAUGAAUUACUAGGUGGAUUCUGUCCACUAAUACCAUUCAAUCCCUAAACUGUAAGGGCUUUUCUAGGCUUUUAGAUGUACCAACACCCUUUCUACUACCUUGAUGGGAGAUCUGUCUUAACUCAUUUCAAAGCUUUCUCUCAUUACAUGUAAGUUAAUGCAAAUUAAAAUCAGAGAUGAAGUUUUCUCUCAAAGCAUUAGUAUCCCUCCUCAUUUACUGUUUAGCCCCUUGAUGAUCUUACAUAGUGUCAAGGGUAUAUUAAAUACAUUAAGACUGAAGUGCAUCACUGCAGGCUUAAUAUGUAAAGGAUUUCAUACUGUGGAGACAUUUUUACAAUGGUCUGAUGUUUCUGAAAAAACAUAGUGAGGAACAAUUAAGUUCAUUCACCAGCUAUGUGAAAUUUAUUUUAGUUUUCUGCUGAAAUGUAAUUCCCCUGAAGGGGGAAGCUUUUAAAUUCUCCCAGCCUUACAAAUAGCAUCACCAAUCCCUUUUUACCUCACUUAAUCAAAGUAAAGUGAGUGUACAGAAAUGUUUCUCUGUGUACAACUUAGCAUCUGUAUAGUUUAUAUUCUUAAGAGUCCUUUUCUAUGGAAAGCUCAGUAAUUUUUAUUAAAAAAAAACCUUACUAUUCAUGUAAAACAUGAAAAAAAAACAAGGAUUGUGCUUAAUGACCAUUGACAGAAGGGGGAAAAUUCAAUGUGAUAGCAUACUGGGGAAAGUUGCAAAAAAAGUCUGGGGUUUUUGUUCCCUUCUGUUCCCUUCUCCAAAAAUUACUUAUUAGCUGUCAAAACUUCUAAUGGUUUGGCUUUUCUCUUCAUCCUGGUAAAUCAAAAGAAAACACAUCUACUUUUAAGUGCCUCUGCAAGCCUGGCCAAGGAGUGUAAAUUCUUUACUGACUGGUCUGCAGCGCAAUGCACAGUUUAGGCCUAGUAAACCUAACUUUUAACUGCUUUUGUAUUAUGUUUAAUGUGUUAAAAAUGCAAACCUAAGACUUCACUUUUUUGUCCCUUUAUUCAAAGGUAUCAGCAUCUUACAUUUUUGCUUGCUGGGGAGAUAAACAAUCUCUUACAUAUCUCCAUUAUUUACAAAGGUUACCAAACUGGGCCUCUGAUGCCCAUUUAAAACAGUUCAUGUCAGUUAAAUUUUCAGCCUGGGGCAUCACCAAACAGAAACCUGUUUCAGACUAUUUUUAAACUGUCUUAUGGCCUGUAUAUCUGUUUAGUCCUGGUUAAAGAUAAAGCUUCAUGAUGCUAUUUUUAUUUCAUGACAUUAGCCAGCUGUAAAACAAGACUUUUAUCUAGCAGGCAAAGAAAUUCAGGAUUCAUUUGCAGAUUUAUUAUAAAGUCAUGUAACUUUUGAAAAUCAGUGUUCCUUGCUGAAAGAGCUCUCAAGUUGCUUGUAAAGCUAAUCUAAUUAAAAAAUUAUAAAAGUU